AUGCAGGUUCUUAGUGGAGCUCCCUUACAUCAGGUCCUACGACUACAGGUGUUACCCAGCAAGCGGGACAGUCACCUGUCUCGAAUCGACGUGGAAAACUCUGGCACGCCUGUGGACGAGCUGGACAGGUGCUGCCAAGUGCACGACAACUGUUACGGUGACGCCCUGGAGCACCACCCAUGCCGCACCAUCUUCCACAGCCCUUUGAAGUUAUACUCUUAUAACUGUGACGAAGCGAGCAAGACGGUCACCUGUGACGAGGACAACAACGCAUGUGGGAUGUUUAUCUGCGAGUGUGACAGGACGGCCGCCGAGUGUUUCGCCAGAUCGCCUUAUAACAACGAUCACUAUAACCUGCCCAGUGACCGAUGUCAGUAGAAGACUUCUGCAGUUAAUCGAACGCAGGAUCCACUCCCACACACGACACACCCAUCACUGAGCUCUCAGGAGCGGCAGCAGCUUGUUUCGUACGCUCAUUGAAAUACUCACUCU
Messenger RNA from Limanda limanda (common dab), 492 nucleotides. Its product is annotated as acidic phospholipase A2 1-like. Bases 1 to 378 code for a protein of 125 amino acids. Gene Ontology annotation, biological process: arachidonate secretion; lipid catabolic process; phospholipid metabolic process. NCBI's taxonomy places the organism in Eukaryota, Metazoa, Chordata, Actinopteri, Pleuronectiformes, Pleuronectidae. Gene Ontology annotation, molecular function: calcium ion binding; phospholipid binding. The transcript is spliced from 5 exons. The record is from RefSeq and is a predicted model, not a curated record.